AGAAAAUGGCGAAGCAGCCGAAUGGUUUUGUGAAGCGGGCGAAGUUAAAAUCCGUUCAGAAGCCAUCUGCCAAGAAAGCGUCGUUCAAGAAACCGCGGCGUGUCCUUCCGAAAGAUGCGUCCAAAGCACAUCUGAAGCGAGAGGUGAAAUCUUUUGUCACGAAAUUGAAUGCGGGUGCUGAGGCCGACUUUUCGGAUGAUGAUCUGGCCUUCGACAAUGUGGAUCCCAAAAAAAGAAAUUUUGAAUUCGAUGCUGCGAAACCUCCGAUUGGCAAAGGAAAGAAGAAGAAAUUUGAUUUCGAAGCCGCCGACGAUGAACAAGCAGCGGAUGAUGCCGAAGAAGCCGCUAUGUGGGAAGCACAAAGCGAAAUUCUUGAUCCGAAGUUUUCGAAGAUUUUAUUCCCUCCCGGAGCUGGAAAGUGGUUUAAAAACGCACCUUCGUACGGAAGUCUGACCAAGUGGCCUGAUGCACCUCCGAAGCUCGUUUCGGAAAUUGAAGUGGAAGCAGACGAAGCAUUGGCCAACGAUGCCCGUCUUUACAAGCGAUAUUUAAAAGUCCGACCAGAAAAGAAAGACUUUCACUGGGUGGAAUCCGUUAUGAAAAACGGUACAGUGGCUGACAAAAUGGCAGCUUUUGUUGUUCUUAUCCAAGACAGUCCUGUUCAGAAUUUCGACCGCAUCGUUCGUUUCGUCAACACCACUUUCAACAAACAGCGACGAGAAGCUCUGAUGGCUGUCGACACGCUGCGGGAAGUUUUCCUUUCUGAAAUACUUGCGGAUUCGAGAAGACUGCGGGCGCUGAAAGAACAACCCCUGACGGAGCUCAACAAGGUUGUGGCAGCGAAUCAAAAGGCAGAUUCCAAGAAUGACGAGUCUGUCACGAGACUGCGGAUCAUCGCGUUUUGGAGGUUCGAAGACCUGGUGAAGAAGGAGUAUGAGCGUUUUGUGAACGCGGUCGUGGCCCUGUCUGCAGAUCCUGUGGAUGCCACGAGACUCAGAACUCUGCAUACCUUGUAUUCUCUUCUACUGAAUAAUCCUGAGCAAGAAAGGAAAUUGUUGCAAACGUUGGUGAACAAGUUGGGCGAUCCAGUGAAAAAAGUGGCGUCCAGUGCUGCCUACAGAUUAACGCAGCUUCUCAUCAACUAUCCCUCGCUGAAGGCGGUUGUUUGUGAAGAAGUGGAACAUUUUGUGUUCAGACCAAAUGUGGGCGAAAGGUCUCAAUAUUAUGCCGUUUGCUUCUUGACUCAAGUAAUUUUGUCUCACGACGAAGAGAGUCUCGCUGUGAAACUGAUCAUCAUCUAUCUAUCGUUAUUCCGGAAAAGCAUCACCGAGAAUGUACUGGGAAAGAAGGUCGUAGCUGGACUUCUUGCAGGCCUUAGAAGAGCAUUCCCGUUUGCGAAAUCCACCUUGAAAACCGAGGCGGAAGCAGCAAAACUUGAGAAACUUUCUGCGGUGAAAGAAGAGUCAGGACACCUGAAAGGUGCUCCGAGAAAAGAACGCGUUCCGUCGCCAGGUUCCAGAUUGAUGGCUGAACUGAAUCAUUUGUUCAGAGCUGUCCACGAUUCCUCGAGUUUUCCGGUUUCCGUCAGGGCAUUAAGCGUGCUAGAGCAAGUUUCUGAGAGCCAUUCAGAGCUGACUGACAGGAGUUUAUACAGGAAGCUUUUGGAUCCGCAGUUUGGAAAAAGUUCUGCAGUGACCAUGUUUUUGACCAUUUUGUUCCGAGUGGUUUCCGCAGACCGGAGCAAGGAAAGGCAGUUGGCAUUUCUCAAGCGUAUUCUUCAGUUGUGCCACACGGUCUCGACAGAACUGGUCUGUGGUUUGCUCGUGAUCAUCUCGCAAAUCCUGGUGAAGAAUCCCCAGUUUCUCGCGACUCCGUUCGAAUCCGUGUUCCUGAGACCGAAAACCGGCGAGAUGAAUGGACGAGGCGGCCGUGGUCGUGACGACGAUGAUGAUGAUGACGACGAAGAAGAGCAUUUCGUGGAUGUGGAUUUGAUUGGGGACGGUGAUGAUGGCCAAAAGAGUGAAGCCGUCCGGGCCUCGUGGGUCCACACGAAGCCGCAACAGACGAGUCAAGACUUCGACAGACAUCCGGAUGCCCCCGGCAGCUCGAGCGUAGCCUGGGAAGUGGCCCGUUUGUGCCAGCAUUACCACCCGACGGCCAGGCUCUUUGCACAGCAAGUGGCGAGCAAGCGAAGAGUCAAUUACGACGGGGAUCCGCUGAAGGACUUUGCCUUGUUGCGGUUUUUGGACAAGUUCGUGGCCAAAAACCCGAAAGCCGCAGGACAGAAGAAGCAGACGGAGUGGCAGCCUACUGAGAGAGACGUGGUGUUUGGCAAACGUUCGCUGCACGUGCCGAAGGACGUGUAUGGCACAGGCAUGGAUGCCUUUUUGGACAAGUAUGUCAAAUUGAAAGACAAGGAGACCCCGAGACCACAGUUGGACGACAAGGAGCGGGAGAAGCGUAAGAGGAAGAGGGAAGAGCGGAAAAGGCGGAAAGCCGAGAACGAAGACGCGGAAGAACUCGGAAGCGAUGUAUCCGAUGCGGAAGUGGACGAUUUCUUGGCCAAAGAACUCGGACUGGACGAAGCUGAAUCCGAUGAAGACCUGGACUUUGCAUCCGGAGUCGGACCUUCGAAGAAAAUGCGGUCGCGUGUCGACGACGACGACGACGUCGGCGGCAGUGAAGCAGAUGAAAUGAGCAGCUACGGGGGGAUGGCAGCCCUCGUGAAGGCGUCUCUGCUGCCACUCCUGGUGGCGUUUGCAGUCGCGAAACCGCCAGGACUGGGCAAAGCAGGAGCAGGAGAUGGACUGUACAAGUACUCGGACAAGAUGCAGUUGCUGAACAACGACAGCCUGGAAAAGUACCUGUUGCUCAGCAAGACUGCUUGGGUCAUCGAGUUCUACAGUUCUUGGUGUGGACACUGCAUGAAUUAUGCCCCAACGUGGAAGGAAUUCGCCCAGCAAAUUUUCGAGUGGAGAAGCGUUGUUCGCGUGGGAGCCAUAGACUGCGCCAAUGACAAGAACACCCCCGUGUGCAGGGCUUUCCAGGUGAUGAGGUACCCGACUGUGCGCUUUUUCCCUCCGGGCAUGACCAGCAACAAGUUCUUGGGAGUGGAUGUCCCGUCUCCAGCCGGGAUCCCGAAUGACAAGCUCCGGCAAAAGGUGGCCGACUAUGUGGAGGAGGUGAGGAUCAAGUACAAUGCCAAACACUUUCCUGACCUUGUACAGCUGCGAGAUUCUCAAGAGUUACCGAAACCUGGGAAAAAGAUGCUAGUUGUUGUCUACGAGUGGGAAGGAGACACUGAUGAUAUCGGAAGAGAAGUUGCCCUGGAUGCGUCUUUGUUUGCCAGUGAUGUGGACGUUGUGCGAGCCAAAGCCACGCAUCCCUCGUACUCGAAAUACAAAGUGAUGAGAACCCCGGCCAUCUUGUUUCUGGAUGCCGAGGGAAGUCAAGUCAAGAUUCUUUACGGGGAUCAAGUGUCCAAGAUGGGGUUCAUGGAUGCCCUCAAGUCUCUGUUGCCCGAGUUGAAUAAUGAUGCCCCUGUCGUCCCGGGAUACAACGAAGUCGACUUUAAGCCGCUUCAAGAACGAGUUGAAGAGAAUCUGGUGGUGGUGGAGGAGGAGGAGAUUCUGGCCAACGGGAAGCCGCGAGGAGCAGCGUACAACACCCGAGUGCACAUGCAGGACAUGACGAGUGCCAUCAGGUAUUCGCUGAGCCACGAAAUCGCCCUGCACUCGACCAUUUCCGGAGAGGACUACACGAACCUGCGCAAGUUCAUCGCCGCCCUGGCCGAAUUCUUCCCGGGCCCUCCGCCGGUGACAACGAAGCUGGGCCACCUAUUGGCAGCACUGGACGCUGUUGGCGGGCCAGGCGUCAUCACGGCGGAUCAGUGGCUGGAGAUGAGCAAGCCCGUCGUGGCAGAGAUUCCCGUGUCGGGCUUUGUGGGCUGUGCCGGGAGUUCCAUCAAGUACCGGGGUUAUCCCUGCGGUCUCUGGACCCUGUUCCACGCCAUGACUGUGGAGGCUGUGCGGGUGGGCCAGGAGGCCCGAUACGGAGACGUGUUGGACGCGGUGCACGGCUUUGUCAAGAGCUUCUUCAGCUGCAGCUACUGCUCCAAGCACUUUCAGGAGAUGUUUGCCAAGACGAGGCAGGAUGUGCAGGACCUGGAGUCGAGCGUCAUGUGGUUGUGGGUCUCACAUAACAAGUUACCGAAACCUGGGAAAAAGAUGCUAGUUGUUGUCUACGAGUGGGAAGGAGACACUGAUGAUAUCGGAAGAGAAGUUGCCCUGGAUGCGUCUUUGUUUGCCAGUGAUGUGGACGUUGUGCGAGCCAAAGCCACGCAUCCCUCGUACUCGAAAUACAAAGUGAUGAGAACCCCGGCCAUCUUGUUUCUGGAUGCCGAGGGAAGUCAAGUCAAGAUUCUUUACGGGGAUCAAGUGUCCAAGAUGGGGUUCAUGGAUGCCCUCAAGUCUCUGUUGCCCGAGUUGAAUAAUGAUGCCCCUGUCGUCCCGGGAUACAACGAAGUCGACUUUAAGCCGCUUCAAGAACGAGUUGAAGAGAAUCUGGUGGUGGUGGAGGAGGAGGAGAUUCUGGCCAACGGGAAGCCGCGAGGAGCAGCGUACAACACCCGAGUGCACAUGCAGGACAUGACGAGUGCCAUCAGGUAUUCGCUGAGCCACGAAAUCGCCCUGCACUCGACCAUUUCCGGAGAGGACUACACGAACCUGCGCAAGUUCAUCGCCGCCCUGGCCGAAUUCUUCCCGGGCCCUCCGCCGGUGACGACGAAGCUGGGCCACCUAUUGGCAGCACUGGACGCUGUUGGCGGGCCAGGCGUCAUCACGGCGGAUCAGUGGCUGGAGAUGAGCAAGCCCGUCGUGGCAGAGAUUCCCGUGUCGGGCUUUGUGGGCUGUGCCGGGAGUUCCAUCAAGUACCGGGGUUAUCCCUGCGGUCUCUGGACCCUGUUCCACGCCAUGACUGUGGAGGCUGUGCGGGUGGGCCAGGAGGCCCGAUACGGAGACGUGUUGGACGCGGUGCACGGCUUUGUCAAGAGCUUCUUCAGCUGCAGCUACUGCUCCAAGCACUUUCAGGAGAUGUUUGCCAAGACGAGGCAGGAUGUGCAGGACCUGGAGUCGAGCGUCAUGUGGUUGUGGGUCUCACAUAACAAGGUGAACAAGAGACUGGCUGGAGAUAUUUCGGAAGACCCGGCUGCCCCGAAAAUCCAGUUCCCACCGCCGCAACUCUGCCCCGACUGCUUCGACGACUCUUCUGCCAAGUGGGUCAAGGAUCGGGUCUACGACUUCCUCUUGUCCUACUACGGCAGGGAAAACAUCGUUACUUCUUCUUCGUCUGUGGACAACUUGACCGUCUUGCACGGAGUGUCUUCGUCUUCGGCCGCCGCCUUGAAGCCGCCUUCCAGGAUCCUCUUCACCGUGUUGGACGUGACGAUUUGCUCGCUGAUGUAUUUGUUGUCGGCGGGCGUGUUGGUGGCAGUCUACUACUUCCUCAUUGUGGCCAGGAGGCACAAGAGGGUCUCUGCUGACCCACUGCUGCCCAAGUGGGUCCAAUUCAAGUGAAGGUGUGGAACGUUGGAGUUCCGAGGGUGAAAUCGUGUGUGUUUGUGUGUGUGCGCGCGACGGAAUUUUGACAGCAAAUUACGAGGGGAUAUCUCGACGAGUCUCGUGAGUCACCAACACAAUUUUAAUUGCCAUUUUGUUUUUAUUUGUGGGGUUAAGAAAAAAAAUUUGAAGUCAUUACUGCACCGAGUACUGUACCAUUACAUGGAGAUCCGAUGCAAUUAAUUGUGAAGGAUGUGACGGACAUCCAGUGUUGAUCAGUGUCGAGCAUCAGGAUGAUGGAACUUGCCAAAAUAUAACUUUUUUUUUCUUUUCGAGAGUAGUUUGUUUUUCCCCCGAAAUUACUCUAAUAUUAAGUUCAUAUUUGAGUCGAAAUGAUUUUUUUGGGCUGUCUCCACCGACGAUGACGACGACAGUAUUCGCAUUGAGAUAACUUUUAUUUAUUCAUUUUCCGUAACAUUCGCCGGAUAAAUGGUUUAUGAAUGACGUCUCCUUGAAAUUGGCUGGGCCACAUGGUGGUAAUUUCGACAUGCGAGGCCUUGUGCCUGAUUAUUCAUUUUCAUUGGGUUAUUUGUAUUUUUUACCGGCCCACUGAGAGGAAAGCCUUUCAUAAAUGAGCUUUCUUUUCUGAAGUGAAUUGUAUUAUCGAAAUCAGGAAUUAUGUGAGAGCUUUCGAAAUUUACGUCUACAUUUCCAUUCAACUGCACCAGGGAUUUUUGGUGGAUUGCGAGACUUUGGAGAAGACUUCUCUUGCUUUACUUCACUUGAUCUUUGAUUGAGAAUCGUCAUGCUUUUAUGUCAGGAAAUGCAAAUUGGGAAGCAGGUGAAUUUUUUUUUUAUUUAUAGAAAUCGAAAACAUGAGACAUCGACAAUGGCGAAUGUUCUCUUUGAGUGCUUCCGUGAUGGAGGAAAUAUUGACAGAAAUUUGGUUUCCAUUGUUCUUGUGAUAUGAACUCCUGAUGAAAUUGCAUUUUGUUUUGUGAUUUGUUUUGUGCGUGUUGGGGAUUAAAUCUGUCUUUUUUUCUCUU
Notodromas monacha is the source of this 6601-nucleotide messenger RNA. Lineage: Eukaryota; Metazoa; Arthropoda; Ostracoda; Podocopida; Cyprididae. The record is from the annotation of a GenBank genome assembly.